Dalotia coriaria is the source of this 2001-nucleotide messenger RNA. It is a transcript of the gene Mer, whose product is annotated as ezrin/radixin/moesin family protein merlin. The transcript has 3 exons. Gene Ontology annotation, molecular function: integrin binding; actin binding. The record is from RefSeq and is a predicted model, not a curated record. Gene Ontology annotation, biological process: regulation of hippo signaling; regulation of gliogenesis; regulation of organelle assembly. Gene Ontology annotation, cellular component: adherens junction; apical part of cell; cytoskeleton. The coding region runs from base 51 to 1904 and encodes 617 amino acids. Lineage: Eukaryota; Metazoa; Arthropoda; Insecta; Coleoptera; Staphylinidae.
UCAACACGCCGCGCGUCGUAUGGAAGGUGCCCGCACAAGACGAUGACAAGAUGGUGCCGUUUCGACGGAAGAAGAGCGCUAAAAGUUUUCCAGUCAAAGUCAGCUCGUUGGACGCGGAGCUAGAGUUUAACUUAGAAUGGAACGCUACCGGUCGCGAUCUCUUCGACCUGGUGUGUCGCACCAUCGGCCUCAGAGAGACAUGGUACUUUGGACUGCAGUUUGAGGACUCAAAACAGUUCAUCUCAUGGCUCAAGCUGGACAAGAAAGUGCACGAUCAGAUCCUGCAGAAGGACAACAAAUCAGCCGCGAAUUUCAUGUUCCUUGCCAAGUUUUAUCCGGAAGAUGUCGCUGAUGAGCUCAUCCAGGAAGUGACACAGCAUUUGUUCUUCCUGCAAGUGAAGCAGGCAAUACUCUGCAUGGAUAUUUACUGCCCACCAGAGGCUUCUGUCCUGUUGGCAUCAUAUGCUGUACAAGCAAAGUUUGGCGACUUUGAUGAAGAAGUAUACAAACCUGGUAUGUUAGCACGCGAAGAACUACUCCCCCAGCGUGUGAUCGACCAGUAUCAGAUGACGCUGGAGAUGUGGGAAGAACGCAUUCGCGUGUGGUACGCGGAUCAUCGCGGAAUGUCCCGCGAUGAAGCCGAAAUGGAGUACUUGAAGAUCGCGCAGGAUCUCGACAUGUACGGCGUCAAUUACUUCCCGAUCCUCAACAAGAAAGAAACCGAGUUGUAUUUGGGCGUGACAGCCGUCGGGCUGAAUAUCUACGAGAAAGAAAACAAACUGCAACCGAAGACGACAUUCACCUGGGCCGAGAUUCGACAUAUAAGCUUCGAUGAUAAAAAGUUCAUCAUCAAACCGGUGGAUAAAAACUCGCCGAAUUUUGUAUUUUUCAGCCAGAAGGUGCGCAUGAAUAAGCUGAUACUUGAUCUGUGUAUUGGUAAUCAUGAUUUGUUUAUGCGCCGGCGGAAACCUGACUCGAUGGAGCUGCAGCAGAUGAAGGCGGCGGCCAAGGAGGAAAAACAACGCAGACAAGUGCAGAGAAAUCGUCUAGCGAGGGAGAAACAAUUGCGAGAGAAGGCGGAACGUGACCGAGCCAGUAUGGAGCAGCGACUUCUGCAGUAUCAGGAGGAAACGCGAUUGGCAAAUGAAGCGUUGCGUAGAUCUGAAGAAAGCGCUGAUUUACUAGCGCAGAAAUCACGUGUGGCUGAAGAGGAAGCCAUGUUAUUAUCACAGAAAGCAACCGAAGCAGAACAAGAGAUAACACGUAUGAAGAUGAGCGCGUUGCGAUCGGAAGAAGAAAAAGUUACGCUGGAGAGGAAAACGAGAGAAGCUGAGUUGCUCACAGCAAGACUCGUUGAAGAGAGCGAGCGACGCGCGUUGGAAGCGCAGAAGUUAAAGGAAGAGUUAUUACGAGCGCGCGCUGCAGAGAAACAAGCCAAGGAGAAGUUGCUGGAGUUUUUAUCGAGACCUGCAGCGCCCUCCUCUGGUUUAUUAUUACCACCAACAAGUCCCUUAUUACCGAUGCCGGUGAGUUUAACUUCGGUUCCUCCGGAUUUACUCGAGGUGGAAUCGGCGGCGUUGGCGAGAGCAUCGCCUGAUUUGAACUUGAAUGUGGCCGCGUAUGAUCUGAUACAUCACGUGGAUGCUGAUCAGUUGUCGCUGGAGAUUGAGAAGGAGCGCGUUGAGUACCUGCACAAAUCGAAGCACCUCCAGAAUCAACUGCGUGAGCUGCGCAGUGAGAUUGCUGUGCUGAAGGUUGGCGACAAGCAGGCUGCUGAUCAUAUGGAUAAGUUGGAUAGGCUGCAUGAGCAGCAGGUGCAGCAGGGCGAUAAUAAGUACUCGACGCUGCGGAAGAGUAAGAGCGGUACGACCAAGUCGCGUGUGGCUUUCUUUGAGGACCUUUAGUUAUACCUGGUGACACUGCCGUCCACGUUUGUGUGCCUUAACUAUGAACAAAGACUAUUAUGACUAUCGUAAUUACAAUAAAUCUAUUUACACUUCA